AUGGUUAAAAUAUACGCGAAAACCGUGGUCGAUACUCAGACUAUAAAGAAGAUGGAAAGUCAUUUGACUUUUCAAGAACAAACUUCACAGCACUGUGUUGAAUUGUACAAAGCUGCGGUUAAAAAAGCUGAAGCCUUUGUUAUUGCUGCUGAAUCCACUACUGAUUUUAACCCAAGCCAAAGCAAUGAUACAAGAAUAGUAAACCAACUAAUUUUUGCUGAUUUAUAUGUACAGAUGUCUCUGUUUCUCUGUCAAAACGCUAUUGCACAAGUCCCUAUCCAGAAAAUAAUGAUGACGAUUAAUGAUAGUUUAUUUGACAACUUCCAUUAUGAAACAAUAAUCAUCGAAGAGAAAGAAGUUACAACAGUGUGGGAACAAUGGGAUGCUUUUAUUCACUCUUCUGCCCAAGGAAAUGAAGAUUUUAGUAUAUAUUGUCCAGAAAGGAAUGGUGUUAUUGAGUGUGAAAACGGCGUUCAUCGGCGCAAACAACUUCCUGAGGAUCUUUACAAUACAGUUGACCCCCUUUAA
Zychaea mexicana is the source of this 528-nucleotide messenger RNA. RefSeq lists its product as uncharacterized. The record is from RefSeq and is a predicted model, not a curated record. Bases 1 to 528 code for a protein of 175 amino acids. NCBI's taxonomy places the organism in Eukaryota, Fungi, Mucoromycota, Mucoromycetes, Mucorales, Lichtheimiaceae. The transcript is spliced from 7 exons.